GAGGGAAGGAGGGAAGGGAGGAAGGGAGGGAGGGAGGAUCGGAGGGGAAACUCCUCCAGGAUGAAGGCGCCCGUCAAAGAUGUGUGAGCAGGCUGCGCGCUAUUGCCGGGCGAGCCUCCACAAGCUGCUGCGCAAAGAGGAGCGGGCGCUGCCGGUCUCCCCGGGCCCGGACGGGCUGCUCCGCUGGAUCGUGGCCAAGAUGAGCGACAAGAGCCUCCUGCCCGAGAGGGAGCUGCCCGCCGACGAGGAAGAAGAGGAGGAGGAAGAGGACGGGGAAGAAGGGGGUCAAAGAAGCCGGCGGGGAGCCGCCUCGGCCGCCCACGCGGAGAUGCCCGAGCUGCGGAAAGGCGCCUCUGUCAUCUUGGAUAUCUUUCGACGAGCUGACAAAAAUGAUGACGGGAAGCUGUCCUUGGAGGAAUUCCAGGCCUUUUUUUCAGAUGGGACACUUAAUGAGGAAGAACUCGAGAAGCUUUUCCAUACCAUUGACUCAGACAACACCAGCAACGUGGAUACUAAAGAGCUGUGUGAUUAUUUUACUGACCAUAUGGGAGACUACGAAGAUGUCUUGGCUUCUCUGGAGACCCUUAACCUCUCCAUUUUGAAGGCCAUGGAUUACACCAAACGGGUGUACGAGAGGGGAACCAACGUGGACCAGUUUGUGACCCGCUUCCUGCUGAAGGAGACGGCCAGCCAGAUCCAGUCCUUGCUCAGCUCCGUGGAAAGUGCCGUCGAUGCGAUUGAUGAGCAAACUAGUCAGAUAAGGAACCUCCACAGCAAGUCUAGCCACAGCGCCGUGGACACGUGGUACGACAACCCUGUGCCUAAUUACCCUCCAAACAACAGAAUCAUGACCAAAGAACGCAGGAAAAGUUUCCAAACUGUGUCUUCAGACACCAAGGAGGAAGGCUUGGAAGCUCAGAUCAACCGGUUAGCAGAACUGAUCGGAAGGCUGGAAAAUAAGACUCUUUGGUUCGAUCUGCAUCAGCGACUGUCGGACAGCGAAAACACAGCCUGCGCGUAUCUACUUUUGGUACGAAAUGAGAUGACUGUUUCCCAGAAGCAUUUGGGCGAGUUCUGCGGCUCCCUUAAACAGUACUUGAAGAACGUGGCAGGAGAACAAGACUGCUUCCACGUAACUGCAGUGCGGCUCCCCGACGGUGCCACCUUCAUUGUGUAUGAGUUUUGGGAGACCGAGGCGGACUGGAAAAGUCACCUACAGAGUCCUGCCUGUAAAACCUUCCAGCAUGUGAAGGUGGACACACUGACUCAGCCAGAAGCGGUUUCCAGCGUGUUUGUGCCAGCUGCCUGGUGUACCCUCAACCGAGAGUGACGAGAGGAGACGGAAAAACCAGAGAAAGGACGGCGCCUCUCCUUUCUUGCCAGGCAAAACGUCGCUCUUUUGCAGAGAACGAAACUCCCCGUCUUUUCUAACAACUUUGUUACAGUUGCUGUAUCCCCCUCUUUCCUAUUCCCCCCCCCCCCCCCUAACUUUUUCCUGUGCAUUUCCACUCGGAAAUGUUCCUAGUUGCUUGCUAGUUGAAAUCAAGGAAAAUAACCCAAAAGGAAGUCUUCUGGGGGUCAUGUCAAGUGCAAACGUGUGACAUGGCCCCAGGCAAACACAGCAAACAGUAACAUAGCAUGAAUCCCCAUUCAUAUUCUGAUCAAUUAAGCAGUGUGUAAAGGAGAGAUCUUACUGUAGUUGUUUUUCUAAAUCAGGAUACCAAGACCACUGGAUGGUAAAAAGAAAAAACGCUGUUGAGUCUCAGCAUGUGUUGUCGGGCAAUAGUUACCCUGCAAGUGCUGUUUAUGCCAUUCCAAAAAUAUUGUUAAAUGUUGUUUCACGAA
Anolis sagrei ordinatus is the source of this 1845-nucleotide messenger RNA. It is a transcript of the gene NECAB2, whose product is annotated as N-terminal EF-hand calcium binding protein 2. Gene Ontology annotation, cellular component: cytoplasm. The record is from RefSeq and is a predicted model, not a curated record. Gene Ontology annotation, molecular function: calcium ion binding. Lineage: Eukaryota; Metazoa; Chordata; Lepidosauria; Squamata; Anolidae. Gene Ontology annotation, biological process: regulation of amyloid precursor protein biosynthetic process.